Molecule: messenger RNA, 696 nt
Organism: Fusarium mangiferae
Lineage: Eukaryota; Fungi; Ascomycota; Sordariomycetes; Hypocreales; Nectriaceae
Exons: 3
Coding region: 1-696 (231 amino acids)
Source: RefSeq, a predicted model, not a curated record
AUGUCUUUUAUGGAACGUCUAUCCGGAAUGCUGUUGCAUUCAAUUUUGUGUGCCAACUACACACCCGAACGCCCACUGAACGUGGAAGACCGGCCACUGAUCGAAAUUCGUCCCCAGCAGCUCCAGGGCAUGGUCGAUACGCUCCGCGCCAGGGGCAGCCACACCCACAAGGCAUGGGAAACCUGCCUACUGAAGUUGGAACAACUUCAAACCCGACAGGGUGAGGCAAACCUAUUCUCAGCCCUCGACGCUGCAGAGAGCGCCUUCCACGAGGUGAUCCUGGAUCUCAAGGACUUUUCACAGUUCCAAGAUGACGCGGAACAAGAUCCCAGUGUACCAGCCGUCAUGUCCCGGAUCGUCGGGGUUGACGACGCCAGUGAUUUCCCAGUGAUCGACACCUUUUGCACAGAGAUGGCUAGGGCGGACGAGAUACUGCUGGGAAACGCCACCAGCGAAAGUGGUGAACCCGUGGAGAGAUUCGCGGGCAUCGACAAGCUUCUCACCGAAGCACUUCCGCAGCUUCAGAAGUUCAUUGAAGAGCAGAACAACGCGGGAGUUGUUUUACUGAUGACAUUGGAGAUAAUCCAAGCCCAACGCUUUGUUGAGGAAAAGGGCGCGGGGAAGUGGCUCCAGCCACUUAAGGAUAUCCUCGGAGAAGAUCUCUAUGAGCAGAUCUUGGCGGCUGGAGCUGCUUGA